Messenger RNA from Trichoderma gamsii, 1932 nucleotides. RefSeq lists its product as hypothetical. Bases 1 to 1932 code for a protein of 643 amino acids. The transcript is spliced from 4 exons. NCBI's taxonomy places the organism in Eukaryota, Fungi, Ascomycota, Sordariomycetes, Hypocreales, Hypocreaceae. Gene Ontology annotation, biological process: regulation of DNA-templated transcription; DNA-templated transcription. Gene Ontology annotation, cellular component: nucleus. Gene Ontology annotation, molecular function: zinc ion binding; DNA binding; DNA-binding transcription factor activity, RNA polymerase II-specific. The record is from RefSeq and is a predicted model, not a curated record.
AUGUCUGAUACUGUCCGUCGGAAUGGGCAGCUGUCGUCGUGUGAGCCUUGCCGCAAAUCAAAAUUGCGCUGUGAUCAUGGUCGACCUCAAUGUGCUCGCUGCGCCAGACGCCGGCUCACAGACCAAUGCUUCUAUCACCCUGCGCCAAUGGCUCGACGCCAGCGCAGCGAGUCGCGUGUAACCGUAGCUUUGGCUCCAGCCGAUGUUACCCAGCGGCCGCUCGAGGCCUUGGCAGAGGUAUCAAGCUUGACAGUAUUGUCCUCGAGUUCAUCCUCAUCCCUGCCGUCUUCUUCGGCCUCGUCCAUUCCUGCUGCGUUUGAUCUUGCUACUGGUUUGGUUACCAUGCAAACUUCCGGUUUGUCACCAACAGAAGCUGAUCAAACGACAUCCUCGCGUCAAUAUACGUCGCUAACUCGCACUGGAGUUUCUCAUCUGCAGCAACCAUUCCACACGAAUUCUUCCCUCAUAAGGGAGGGCGAGAACUUACUGCAACUGCUGCUUGACCACUAUUCCCAUCCAGAUCUCGAAGAAUUGGUCCACAACUGGUAUACAGAUCUUGGAGACAGUCCAGUUGGUGGUCCUCUAGCCAAGGCGGCUUGGCGCGCCGUCCAGAGCAAUUUGCAGAGCCUUCAUUCUAGUCGACUACUGAAUCGCCUUCAGGCAACUUCUCGGGACAUCUUUGACCACACUUCUCGGCCACUUAACAUGCCCACGACGGCCGCAGACGGUGCUCUUGAAAAGGAGCUUUGUGCUAUCCGAUGGGAAACUGUUGGCAUGUAUUUCGCGCUCAUCGGGAUGGUUCUUGCAUCGGCCAAAAAUCUCAGCACCAGCUUCUCGGGUCGCCAGCGGUUUAGCGACCGUAAGGCAACGUCCAGCGAUGCUUUUGAUGCAUGUUUACGAUGCGAGGCUCUGUGCAACCGCGUUGGCCAAAUGAACGACCUAUCCGUGUGGCUUGCGGUCCUGGCCACGACACUCUCCACUUGGUGUUUUGGUGAUGACUCUUGUCAGGCCUGGCGUCUAAUGGGAAAUUUAUCUUCCGCCAUAUUCGCCCUCAAUUAUCACAAAGGCUUUCAAGAUGACAUGAAUGUCCCAACAUACUUGGUCGAGCUUCGAAAACGAGCCAUUGCCCUAUCAUAUGAGCUAGAUAAGUCCCUGGCGACGUUUGUCGGUCGACCACCACGUUUGAAUAGGAACUACUGUACCAUAGAGUUGCCCCUUGACCUCUCGGACUCGGCCAUUGUCGGAUCUGCCGAGCUGUUAGAGCUACAGAUAUCGCGACUAGACGGUAAUGGUUGGAAUAAAGACAUGACUGUACAUCCAGCGUCUCGCCAACGAGCGAUCGUUUGGCUAAGUUCGAUCCGUGAAGAAGUCCUUGAAUUGUCAUUGGGAACCAUAACUCAAGACCUCGUUCAUGAAGCCCAUGAACCAAAGCAGUGGCUAUCGUCAUGCAUUGAUUCAAAUCUCUCACGAGACCCUAGGAUAGUAUUUUACGCGAUGCCAUGCGCGAGCGUUUUGAUUCUGGAAUUGUUUCGACUAGCUAGCCUGCCAAAACCACAGCCAUCCGCCGCGUCGAACAGGUCGACCAUUAUUCAGGACAUUAGCGUUCUCAUAUCGUGCUGCGACUGGCUAACUGAGUCAGGAAAAGGGAAUUAUGAGCUCUGCAAACAGGCUCAGUUGAUCUUCUCAAAAGCUCUAGACCAGAUCCUCAAUCAUGAGAUGCCUUUAGCACGUUCGCCACCGGACAGUCCAACCGUGGAUAUGUACGAUGCGCUAUCGGCAGAGCCUCCUGAGGCCCAGAACUUGGAAACUACUACUCAAGAUUUGCAGUGGGCAGCAUGGCUGGAUACUGUCGACUUCCAAGGAGAACCAUGGCUAGAGAUGCUGAAACCUCCUACAAACUUUUUCGGAGACCUUGACGAUUACUACUACUGA